Egretta garzetta (little egret) is the source of this 572-nucleotide messenger RNA. RefSeq names its product ribosomal protein S20 (gene RPS20). Gene Ontology annotation, biological process: translation. The coding region runs from base 1 to 531 and encodes 176 amino acids. NCBI's taxonomy places the organism in Eukaryota, Metazoa, Chordata, Aves, Pelecaniformes, Ardeidae. Gene Ontology annotation, molecular function: RNA binding; structural constituent of ribosome. Gene Ontology annotation, cellular component: ribosome; cytosolic small ribosomal subunit. The record is from RefSeq and is a predicted model, not a curated record. The transcript has 5 exons.
AUGCUCUCAGCAAAACACUUGUUUGGGGAUCGACAGUUACCAGUGUCCAGGCCAAAUCAGUGCCUGCUCUCAUUAAAAGCGCAUCCCUGCGAUACCCAACCUAGGAGGAGCGUGCGCCGCCUGACGCGACAGGUAGUAGCUCAUCAGCGUGAGAAACGCCGUCUUGCACCCACGGCGUUUAAAGACACUGGCAAAGCACCUGUGGAACAAGAGGUAGCAAUUCAUCGCAUUAGGAUUACUUUGACGAGUCGCAAUGUAAAAUCACUUGAGAAGGUCUGUGCUGACUUGAUCAGGGGCGCUAAGGAAAAAAACCUAAAGGUGAAAGGACCCGUUCGCAUGCCCACCAAGACUCUGCGAAUCACUACCAGGAAGACGCCUUGUGGUGAAGGUUCCAAGACCUGGGAUCGUUUCCAAAUGCGUAUCCAUAAGCGGCUCAUUGACUUACACAGCCCUUCUGAGAUCGUCAAGCAGAUCACGUCCAUCAGCAUCGAACCAGGUGUAGAAGUUGAAGUUACUAUUGCCGAUGCCUAAAUGAUGGCCAUCGUUGAAUAAAGUUGAUUUACAAAUUUUCA